UCGAACUAAAAAAAGCACUUUAGAUCAUUCGACCGUUAAAUUAAAAAUCGAAUUGCUAUGCUUUUUACCUCGUUUUUUUUUUUUUUUUUACCAGGCUUUUUGACUGUAGUAACCCCUUCAUUGACUUUUUUUUAUUUAUAAAAAAAUCUCACUUCUUUCGCAAUGUCGUUGCUUACUCAUCUUUAAAAUAUGUGUAAAUUGAUAUUUGGUAGAGAUUUCAAAAGUAUUAAUAAUAUAUAUAGUAUUAUCUUUAACAUACUCAAGUUGAAUUUACCUUUUAAAAAAAAAAUAAAUAAAUAAAUAAUAAAAAUAAGACACAAACAGACCGUUCGAGUGUAAAUCUGGCCGUUGGAUACCUCCCUCCGUCAUACGGCAGUGAUUAGUCGACCGUUGCAAUUAAAUUCUUUCUUCAAAAGCCACCUGGAAUUCCCAAUCCACUCAAAAAUUUCAAAUUCAUUACGUUGCUCACACCUGGUCGCCUCUUUCCAUAAACCCUAGAAAGAUCGAUCUUCUUUUGUUCAUUAUAAUAUUCUCGAAUCGGCUUGUGUUCUGAUCUAUCGAUCCCUGUAGUUCCUCUGUAACCUUAGUUGCUUUCGGUUUCAGAGGAGAAAAAAGAAAUGGUGAAAAUGGCUUCGUCGUCACCGUCUUCAUCUCCGGUGACCAUAACAGUCUCUUCUUCAGGAGCUUGCAUUGGCUUGACUAGUCCGGUGCCUCGCCAUUCCAUAUCGAACAAUCCGAACUCCCCCCUCAGCGGCAGAGGUUACAGGGGUUCCUCCGGUGGCGGUAACCGCCGAGCUUCAGGUGGCGGAAGCUAUCUCUCUAUGUCCAAAGAUACCUCUGAGGAGUUCGUGGCCUAUACCGUUCAUAUCCCUGCAACACCUGAUCACCAGAUCGUGUCGAAUGCUCAGAGCAGCCCUCCUGAAGAGAUCAAGAAAACAGGAAACCCCAUGGAGGGUUACAUCAAGGAUACAAUUUACACUGGGGGAUUCAAUUCGGUGACUCGGGCUCACGUCGUUGUGAAUCCUGAGGAAGAGCCUGCGGUGGUGAAAUCAGAAAUGUUGUGUGGAAUGAAGGGUUGUGAUGAGAAAGCAGUGGGUAGUGCUUCAAAGGCUCAGUGUGAAUGUGGGUUCAAAAUUUGCAAAGAUUGUUACCUGGACUGCAUUGGAAAUGGUGGUGGGCAUUGUCCUGGUUGCAAGGAAUCCUGUAAAGAUGCUAGCGAUGAUGACAACGACGACGACGAUGAUGAAGAACCUAACUCUGAGGAAGAGGACCUUCCAUUUCCACUGCCCACAAAGGGAAGGGUUGGACUUGAGAAGAAUUUUUCACUGGUGCAAUCUUUCAAGGCCCCGACCCAGGACUUUGAUCAUGCUCGAUGGCUAUUCGAGACGAAGGGCACGUACGGGUAUGGGAAUGCGGUGUGGCCAAAAAAUGGAUAUGAAUUUGGGCGAGGGAUUGAUGGAUCUGAAAAUCCUCCAGAUUUCAAUGAAAGAAGAAACAGACCUUUAACCAGGAAGGUUGGGGUUUCCACUGCAGUUAUCAGUCCAUACAGAUUGCUUAUGGCUGUUCGUCUUGCUGCACUCUGUUGCUUCCUGACAUGGAGGAUUUCACAUCCUAAUCAUGAUGCAAUGUGGUUAUGGUUGAUGUCUGUAAUUUGCGAGUUCUGGUUUGCACUAUCUUGGGUUCUAGAUCAGCUCCCUAAGUUCUGUCCAGUAAACAGAGUCACUGACCUUUCUGUUCUAAAAGAGCGCUUCGAGUCAUCAAACCUCAACCUUGGCAAUCCCAAAAGACUAUCUGACCUUCCAGGGAUUGAUGUGUUUGUUUCAACAGCUGAUGCAGACAAAGAACCCCCUCUAGUCACUGCAAACACAAUUCUUUCAAUUCUUGCUGUUGAUUAUCCUGUGGAGAAGCUGGCAUGUUAUCUUUCAGAUGAUGGAGGAUCACUGGUGACAUUUGAAGCCCUUGCUGAAGCGGCAAGCUUUGCAAGGACAUGGGUACCUUUCUGUCGGAAACAUGGGAUAGAACCAAGAAAUCCGGAAGCCUACUUUGGGCAGAAGCGUGAUCCCCUCAAGAACAAAGUAAAGCUUGAUUUUGUUAGGGACAGGAGAAGAGUGAAGAGAGAAUAUGAUGAGUUUAAGGUGAGGAUAAAUGCCUUACCGGACUCAAUAAGGCGAAGAUCAGACGCUUAUAAUGCCCAAGCAGAGGUACGAGCAAAGAAGAAGGAGAUGGAAAUGGGAGAAAUUCCUUUCGAAUCCAAUAAGGUCCCCAAGGCCACUUGGAUGUCAGAUGGUACUCAUUGGCAUGGAGCUUGGACAUCAGCAGAGGAAGGUCAUUCUAAAGGGAAUCAUGAGGGUAUUAUUCAGCUUAUGUUAGUUCCACCAAAUCCAGAACCACUUUUUGGGGCUGAGGCUGAUGGGGAGAACUUGAUUGACACAACAGAUGUUGAUAGAAGAUUGCCAAUGCUUGUUUAUGCAUCUCGUGAGAAGCGACCAGGGUUUGAUCACAACAAGAAAGCUGGAGCCAUGAAUGCGCUAGUCCGAACCAGUGCAAUUAUGUCAAAUGGCUCGUUUAUUCUUAAUCUUGAUUGUGACCACUACAUCUAUAAUUCUAUGGCUCUGAGGGAAGGAAUGUGCUUUAUGCUUGACAGGGGCGGUGAUAAAAUCUGCUAUGUUCAGUUCCCACAAAGGUUUGAGGGAAUUGAUCCUAAUGAUCGGUAUGCUAACCACAAUACAGUGUUUUUUGAUGUAAGCAUGAGAGCUCUUGAUGGGUUACAAGGUCCAAUGUAUGUUGGGACAGGCUGCAUUUUCCGGAGAAUUGCUAUUUAUGGGUUUAGUCCACCUAGAGCAACAGAACACCAUGGUUGGCUUGGUAGAAGAAAAAUCAAGUUGUCUUUGAGAAAGCGCAAGGUGGCAAAAAAUGAGGAUGAUGAUGAAAUGAUCUUACCAAUUAAUGAGGAUCGCAAUGAUGAGGAUGAAAUCACCAAGUCCUUGAUUCCAAAAAGAUUUGGAAAUUCUAUUUAUCUAAUGGACUCGAUUGCAGUUGCUGAAUUUGGGGGCAGGCUGCUGCAUGAGUUGCGAGGCAAAGAUAGCCAGGGCAGGCCAGCUGGUUCUCUUGCAGUGCAACGAGAGCCUUUAGAUGCAGCAGCUCUUGCAGAGGCAAUCAGUGUUAUAUCUUGCUUUUAUGAAGAUAAAACUGAGUGGGGCAAAAGGGUGGGAUGGAUAUAUGGUUCAGUUACUGAGGACGUUGUGACAGGGUACCGAAUGCACAAUAGAGGAUGGAGAUCAGUGUACUGUGUCACCAAACGGGAUGCCUUCAGAGGGACGGCUCCAAUCAAUUUAACAGAUAGGCUCAACCAAGUCCUUCGAUGGGCAACAGGUUCUGUUGAGAUCUUCUUUUCCCGGAACAAUGCGCUCUUUGCAAGUCCGCGAUUGAAGUUUUUGCAGAGGGUUGCUUAUUUUAAUGUUGGAUUGUACCCUUUUACCUCCAUCUUUCUCCUGGUUUAUUGCUUUUUGCCUGCACUUUCGCUCUUCUCUGGGCAUUUCAUAGUCCAAUCCCUCAAUGUGACUUUUCUAGUGUUCUUGUUGGCGAUUACACUGACCCUGUGCAUGCUUGCACUCCUUGAAAUUAGAUGGUCAGGAAUCACUCUUCAUGAUUGGUGGCGUAACGAACAGUUUUGGUUGAUUGGUGGAACUAGCGCCCAUCUUGCAGCAGUGUUCCAAGGACUUCUGAAGGUUAUAGCAGGAAUUGAUAUCUCAUUCACAUUGACCUCAAAAUCUUCUGCACCUGAUGAUGGAGACGAUGAGUUUGCAGAGCUGUAUGAGAUCAGGUGGUCCAUUCUAUUGAUCCCACCAAUUACAAUAAUUUUGGUUAACAUGACAGCGAUUGCAGUGGGGGUAUUUAGGACAAUGUACAGCCCCUUCCCACAGUGGAGCAAGCUCCUUGGAGGUGUGUUCUUCAGUUUCUGGGUUCUGUCUCAUCUCUACCCUUUUGCAAAAGGGUUGAUGGGGAGGAGGGGUAAGAUUCCCACCAUAGUCUUCCUAUGGUCUACGUUAAUCUGCAUUGUUAUCUCGUUGCUUUGGCUGUACAUAUACCCUCCUUCUGGAGGGCAGGAUUUCAUGAGAUUUCAGUUCCCUUGAUGUUCUUAUCUGGUACUUGCUACUAAGGGGGAAGGCUCUACUUACAGCUGAAGCCAACAAAGCAUGAAGUUCAUCGACUUCAUCUACUUUUACGUAAUUUUAAUGCUUUCAUUCAUUUCGAAUGUAACAUGGUUUGCACUUAAUAGUCUUCCUACAUUGAUUUGUGCAUUGUUUAUCUCCAUUGCUUUCGUUGUACAUACACCCUACUUGCUUAUGAGAAAGGCAGGUUUAGAUGAGUUCAUUUUGCUUGAGGGUUUGAUUUCAUCUAGUUUAUCA
This is a messenger RNA of Cornus florida, 4409 nucleotides long. Its product is annotated as cellulose synthase-like protein D5. Gene Ontology annotation, biological process: cellulose biosynthetic process; plant-type primary cell wall biogenesis. Gene Ontology annotation, molecular function: mannan synthase activity; cellulose synthase (UDP-forming) activity. The record is from RefSeq and is a predicted model, not a curated record. NCBI's taxonomy places the organism in Eukaryota, Viridiplantae, Streptophyta, Magnoliopsida, Cornales, Cornaceae. Gene Ontology annotation, cellular component: trans-Golgi network; plasma membrane. The transcript is spliced from 3 exons. The coding region runs from base 618 to 4133 and encodes 1171 amino acids.